UCACUGCCGCGCUUCCCCCGCAGGUUCCAGCGCCUGGACUUCGUCUACCUCAACGCCGGCAUCAUGCCCAACCCGCAUGUCAACUUCAAGGCCCUCUGGCAAGGCCUGCUGACCGGGAAGAUUCUUCACAUGCUGACUACUGCAGAGGGAGUAAUGACCCAGACAGAUAGGCUUAAUGGAGAUGGACUGCAGGAGGUGUUUGCUACCAACCUCUUUGGACACUUCAUACUGGUUCGACAACUUGAAUCUCUACUCUGUGGUAAUGAAAAGCCAUCCCGACUCAUCUGGACCUCUUCCAGCAAUGCCAGGGAGUCUGCCUUUAGCCUCUCUGACUAUCAGCAUGCCAAGGGACAGGAAUCAUACAGUUCCUCUAAGUAUGCAACUGACCUGACAAGUGUGGUUUUAAACAGGAAACUUAAUAAGCAGGGCCUGUAUUCCAGUGUUGUUUGUCCUGGUCUUGUUAUGUCUAACAUGACCUACAGAAUUUUGCCAGUUUUUCUGUGGAUGCUGCUCAUGCCUAUCAUGUGGCUGAUACGUUUUUUUGCCAAAACUUACACUCUGACACCGUAUAAUGGAGCAGAAGCUCAUGUGUGGUUGUUCAAACAAAAGCCGGAGUCCCUGGAUCCACUUGUCAAAUACCACAGCUGUACUUCUGGACUAGGAAAGAAAUACGUGGAGCCCAGAAAGAUUGAUGUCGAUGAAGAAAUUGCUGAAAAGUUUUAUGAAAAGCUGUUGGAACUAGAGAAGCAGAUUCUGGAGAGAUACGAUGAUCUCCUAGAUAAGUAAGGCCUGUCUCAGUGGAUAACAGGCUUGUAUCCAUGACAUGGGCUUUCUUCAUUCUGGUGCUAUUUAUGAUGACUGCUGUUCGGCAGGCACAUGACUUCAGAACCCAUCUUCCUUCUCUACAGAAAGUGAACAAUUCCUGAAAAUGGAAAUGUGAAAACUGAAGAGAAAUAUGUAGUCUUUCUGGUAUGGGAUUUUUCUGGCACAAAACUGGAGACCUAGUGUAGGUGGAAGUUGUCUUAACACAGUUAAGCAAAGCAUUGUCUUAAAAACAUUACUGGACUGUGUACAGUUCAGGAACAGCCUGAAAACGUGUAGUUUAACAAUCUGGCUUGGUGGAGAAAAGGCAAUGGUCUGGGGUGGCGUUCCAAGUCCUGGCUCUACCAGUCUUUCCAGAUGGCUUGGGCACAAUACCUGUGGCUAAUCAAGUACUUGAAGGCCCCAUUUUCAGAAGAGCUGCUUUUCCCCUUGUACACCAAAGUUGGAGCGUACUUUCCAGACAUGCUCAAGACUGAACCUUACAGGAAGCCAGGCUCUUUAAAGUAUCUCAAGCAAAGCUCCUGAAGACCUGGGUAGCCCUAUAAUGGAAAUACCCCACCUUGCCUCAACUCAUAGAUAACCUUGCUGCAGAAAGUUGUGAGCUGUCCCUGGAUGUGGGGCCAUAUGUUAUAACAGCUGGCUGGAAAGAUUGCUAAACUGUUGAUAAGCUGGUUUCAGAGCUAGUCAGCUCUGCUCAUACCAAGAGUGAGAGGUCACCCUGUUUUAACUGUCAAGUUGUCUUUUUAUACUUACUGUACAAAGUAUUCUUCCUGAUCUCUAUCUUAAGAGCUUCAAGUACCUGGUGUACUUCAAAUGCUGCUACAAAUAAAUAAUUGGAACUGACCUGUGUCCUUGCUGCAAUGGAGUUUUUACUCCAAGAACUGAAUACCUUUGGUUUGGAGGA
This is a messenger RNA of Struthio camelus australis, 1726 nucleotides long. The record is from RefSeq and is a predicted model, not a curated record. Lineage: Eukaryota; Metazoa; Chordata; Aves; Struthioniformes; Struthionidae.